Messenger RNA from Porites evermanni, 4166 nucleotides. Lineage: Eukaryota; Metazoa; Cnidaria; Anthozoa; Scleractinia; Poritidae. The record is from the annotation of a GenBank genome assembly.
AUGCCUUCAAGAACAGAGGGCUUUGGACUAACAGGACUCGAGGCAAUGUCAGCUGGUCUCCCAGUGCUCGUUAGUAGUAACUCUGGUUUUGGAAAAGCACUGCGCAGUGCAGCUUUUGGUUCAUCAUUUGUGAUUGACUCAGAGGACCCCGCGAUCUGGACCCUAGCCAUUCAGAAUAUCUGGUCCAAGGACAGGGAAUGUCGACUUGAGGAAGCGGUGACCUUGCGUGAUUCCUAUGGCAGGAAAUACAACUGGGCCAAACAGAUAAAAGAGUUAGUUGACAAGAUGAUAAGCCUGACUCACGGUAGGAAUCUCGAUUAUCAUUUCUUCAAUGAUGCAUUAUCAGGAAAUGAUAGAAAACAAAAACAAACAAAAAUACGAUACCUUACAAGUUUUGCCCUGAAAUCUUGGAAAAAAUGCUCUCGAAUACCUAUCUCUAUGCUGAUAUCAGGAAAACUGUAACGUUAGUAAUUUCUUCAGGUAUAUUAUUUUCAGCAGAAUUGUCUAUGGAGGGGGUCGUCAUAGCCAUGGGUCAUAGGCUUAAUUUGCAACACUUCACAUUCAUAUGUGAUUAUAGUCAUACAUACAUAAUCACCACUUGUUUUCGUCCGGCCCAGUUUGUUUUAACAGAAGACUCUUUAAAGCCCCGGAGCUCCUUAGAAAUAAAGCGUAAAGCUUAUCAGAGGACAGAGGGCAUGGCUGAGGACCUUAAAGGUAUUUUCGUAUGUAGCAUGCGUAGCAGUCAUUUCCGUCUACUUUUAACCAAGCGGGAGAUUCGCGGGAGGCGUGCGAGAGCGGGCAAAAAUCUAGGGGCGGGGAAGGAAUUAAAACGCCCGCCGCUAAGCUUUUAUUGCGGGAAUACACAACCUGAUAUAUCGUGCCUAACAAAAUGUCCGCCUCGGGGACGAAUGGGCCGCACACCUGGAAUUGACUGGGUCUUCAGUUUCAGAUAAAUUAUUGUUGAAUAUAUGAAUCUACUAGUUUGCAUUCAAAUAAAUUAUUAUUGUAACCAAAGCUUGUUUACGCAGACCCAAGAACAAACUCUUAUGACGACGAGCAGCUAUUUUCAGAAACGUCCCUUGGUAGAAACUGUGAAAAGAAAGCUGAUGCUGCAUCAGGAAACCAAACUGAAACAUCCACAGUUAAAGUGUUUCAGUCACAAAAUAGCCGUAAGCAUAAAAUGUCAGAAUCUUCUUGUGAUCCAGGUAAGCAAAAACAUGAUUUGUUUCUCUUGCUAUCGCCCAUUAGUACAUCUACGGGCUGGUUGGCGGGGAGAGGGGGCGGGGGGGGUAGUGAGGUUUCUCUUGCUAUCGCCCAUUAGUACAUCUACGGGCUGGUUGGCGGGGAGAGGGGGCGGGGGGGUAGUGAGGUGAUUGUUACAGGACUUGCUACCUUUUAAGCUGUACCAGUGCAAAUCUUCAGUCGUUGUAAUUGUCUGCACACAUUUUAAAACCAGAUGUUACCUUGGGCUCGCGAAAAACUGUAAAUCUGGGAACCGGUUUAUACUCACUCAAAUGACGAAGACUAAAAUAAUUUUCUGGCGAUAUUUCUGGUCUCCUCAAUGAAGAUUUAUCUUUUAAUCAAUGACACUUUAUUUGUUCUCAGACUACCAGGUUAUCAACGCCUUAGUUUGAUCCCUGACAAUCUGCGAAUCUUUCCAGACGUUAUUGUUUACAUUUUUCUCAUUAGCAUAUGAGUUAACCCGUGGAAGGCGUCGCCGUCUAAGCAAAUAAAGUUGAAAUGUUCAGAAAGCUCGUGAACUUGAGAAAUUAAUUGUGGAGUUUUUAAGUUUUAAGUUUCGUUGUUUCCGUGUCAUCGACAAGACAAUUUCAUUUAAUAGAAAUUUGAAAAAUGUGGCGCUUUGUUAACAAAAUCCAUGGGUUGAAAAGAGUUCAUAUACCUAUUCUAAAAUUUGAAUCACAAUAAUUAAUAAUGAAAAUUUAUUUUAACAUGCGAACUUGCCUGGAAACAAACAAACAAACAAAAUGUUCAUCAUAAAUAAGUCAUAACUUUAAAAAAAGAAAAUGGAAGGAAAAAGAUGUGUCAAAGAUACCUCAGCAAGAACUUAGGCCCCGUCCACACGUAUCCGGAAAUUUUUGAAAAAAAAGGAGAAAAAAGACGCAUUGUGGAGUAAACUGGCUAAGAGCAAAAGGCACAAAGCCACCUUUAAUUGAAUAUCACGACUUAAAUGUCGGUAACAUGUACAAUCGAUAUCAGCACAGUAAAAGAGAGGGCACAAAACACGCCAAAUGCAAUCAGCCCUGUGUACACAAGUCGAAAGAUCAAUGUUAAAAUCCAAGUGACGGAAGAAAAGCCACCCCUUGUUAAUCAACAAUGUGUAUAUCAUUUUCAGUGUAACCUGUCUGAUACAGGUUAUGUCGGCUACACGUGCCGACACCCUCACCAGCGAAUUGAAGAUCACUAGGGAACGGCAAUCGGAAACCGCCUGAGGGAUCAGCCAAUAUGUCACCAAAUGAAAUUGCGCCAAAUUUUAAAACUUGAUUGUCUUCCCGGGCGGGACUCCCAUAUGGAAGGGGCGGGGGAGCUCGUCGGAAAUUUUGAAUUAAACCCCUAAAGGAGACCAAUCAUUUUCAACUUUGAUUACAUGAAUCGAGUAAAUAAAACGAACUGAAAAUAUAUAUUCUUUUAAUAUUUCUAAAACAGAAACCUUUACGGCUAAAUGUUUCUGAAAUGCUUUUUAUCAAAAUUCCAAUUCGAUCUGGAACGCAAGGACACGUGUAAACCAGUUUAUAAGAACUCUUAAGUGCUUUGUCGGUAAACAAAUUUGGCUAUUUACAAUUUAGAAUUCAAUUUACAAAGAACUGAAACCAAUACUAAAUUCUAUCCACGGAAAAUUAUUUUAAUAAGCUUUAUUGUUAUUUCUUUUCAAUUUUAUGAAUAUUUUAUCACUCAUUGUUUACAUAAAUUAUAUAUCGCAUCUUAAUGUUAAUUGACCACUCCACAAAAUACCAUAACAUACCAUAAUGGUCUUUUUUUUGUCACCCUAAACGUUUCCAUAACCAUUGUUUUCAGUUUCUUUUGGGGCAAUUUUAACUCCCAAGAGAAACUGAAGACAAUUCUUAUGCAAAAUUUUGGGGUAACAAACAAAUAGCAUUAUGUUGUUAUAGUACCUUCUGGAGUGGUCAAUUGCAUUCUUACCUUUUAAAACAUUUUUAAACCGUUUGUAAUAUUAAUGCUGAUUUUCUAUUUUUUACUCGCAGGUGAGAAUGACCUCGGAGAGGUCGAAACGUCGUGACUUUCUAUCGCUAAUUUUCAUCACAAAAUGUAGAAAUUUCUAAUCAAGAAGUAAUAAAACAAUUAUUAAAUUCGUCUUUCGUAUAAGGUGAAGAUUUAUGCUGAUCUCUGAGACUGUUUUCCGCUAAGGCCGAACAAUCUCCUUGACCUGCACAAUUCUUCAGUCAUACUCAGGCUCAUUCAAUAAUUGUCAAAUAUUUCAGUCGCCGGAUGGGUAAAAAAAAGGAAAAACACGUCAUUCAAAUUGUUGUAUUCAAAGGUAGAUUCUCGGAAAAAAGUAAGUUUUUUUUAAAAAAGCCGAGAUGAAACGUACUUCUGACAAACAUGCAAAACCUCGACGAAAGCAAACUUGUCAUUAAGACGCACUAACAAAUAUUUUUAUGCACGUAAAUGCGUUUUAUGCACUUUAGCCGAUUUCAAACACUGUUGCGAAUUGUUAUCUAAGGUCUUCCUUCUCACAGUUCCUUUCUUAAUUUCUAGGCGCCAUUGUUAAAGUUCUUAAACUUAUAAUCAGUGCCCCAGAUCUAAGCGAUGAGCAACAAGAAAACUUGGAUGACAUUUUAGAACUUCACGCAAGCAAAUACUUGAUCCACCAUAGUCCUUCAACACCUGAAGGUUUAAGUGCCUUUUUUGAACAUCUUGUGGAGGUUCACAAUGUGACUGUGAAGUCUGUGCAAAAGGGGUCUUUGAUAUUAACAGUGGAGUGCCCCACUCUAGAGAGUCUUGAGAGACUAUGGAAUGACCAUCAACCGGGUUGCCUUAACGAUAUCGCUGAAAGUGACUUGGUGACUGAUGAACUGAAGAGAAAGCUCGAGUUGGACCAUGUCAGAUUGAGGAUAACUAUAGAACAAGAAAACUACUUGAUUUGUAAGAAAGCUCUUAUGGAAAUCUCAGGUGAGCUGGCAGUCUCU